UUUAUUGUCAGACAGGCUAACGCGUUUUAUUCAGUCCGAAAUUGUUUUACAAAACACAACAAAAAAAUUAUCAGUACAAAUUUUAAAUUUUGAGCAGAAAUAUUUUGGUCUUAAGCAAAAUUUAAUGUUUCAACGUUAUACAGAACUUAAAUACCAACACGCCAUAUCUUUAAUUAGAGGCUUCUAUUCGGACUUCGAGGAGAUGCUGCCACGCCAUCAAUCAGCCCCGGAGCUUCCAAAUCGUGCUGGUGCAGGUGCAGCUGCUGGUGCAGCAGCUCCACACCCAAACCCGAACCAAGGCCCAGGGGCAGGGACAGGCCACCUAGAACUUGUCCCCAAGCCAGACUCAGUGGCACUCGUGCAAUUAAACAGGCAACCAAAUCCGAAUCCUGCCGCCGGUGAGAGUCAGGAACAGCUCCAGGAGGGGGCUGUGGUGCGAGCGGAAAGUUCUCUGGAGGGGCCUCUGGCCGACUAUUAUGUGUCGCUGCUGGAGUGCCCCGUUUGCUUCGGUUACAUAAUGCCACCGAUCAUGCAGUGCUCGAGAGGCCAUUUGAUCUGCUCGUCGUGCAGGCACAAGCUAACCCUGUGCCCCGUGUGCCGCGUGCCGAUGAGCAACAUCCGUAACCUGGCAAUGGAGAAUGUCGCCUCAAAGCUGUUCUUCCCCUGCAAGCACUCGCACUACGGCUGCAAGCUCAUUAUGACUUAUUCGGAGAAGAAGCUGCACGAGGAUGACUGCGAAUUCCGUCCCUUCUUUUGCCCCUAUCCGGACGACAAGUGCGUGUGGCAGGGUCCGCUCAAGGAUGUCUUCGGCCACCUGGUUGCAACGCACGAGAAUGUCAUCACGAUGGAGGGUCACGACAUCAUCUUCCUGGCCACCAACGUGAAUCUGGAGGGCGCCCUCGACUGGACAAUGGUGCAGUCCUGCCACGGCCGCCACUUUUUGCUCUCGCUGGAGAAGAUCCAUCUGGGCGAGGGCUGUCAGCAGUACUUUGCCGCCUGCCGCAUGAUCGGCACAAUGCGCGAUGCCGCCGAAUUCGACUACAGCAUCUCGCUGGAUGCCAACAAUCGCACCCUUCGCUGGCAGUCCAAGCCUCGGUCCAUCCGCGAGAGCUUCGUAACGUUCACCAAUGCGGACUUUUUGGUGCUUAACAAGUCCACCGUGGAGCUGUUCUCCGAGGAUGGCAACUUGGCCCUGAACGUAAUCAUCUCGCCGACUGAAGCGGACAGUCAAUAGGCGACACACAGAACCCGAACCCGAAGCCGACCCAAGCCCCCGACCCUACUCUACCUUUGGCGUUUGUCUCCGCAUCCGAAAUUAGAAGGCGUAUUUGUAUGGUACAUAAAAAUUAUACUAGCAUGGAAAACCAAACCA
This is a messenger RNA of Drosophila obscura, 1372 nucleotides long. It is a transcript of the gene sinah, whose product is annotated as probable E3 ubiquitin-protein ligase sinah. Lineage: Eukaryota; Metazoa; Arthropoda; Insecta; Diptera; Drosophilidae. The record is from RefSeq and is a predicted model, not a curated record. Gene Ontology annotation, molecular function: ubiquitin conjugating enzyme binding; zinc ion binding; ubiquitin protein ligase activity. Gene Ontology annotation, biological process: multicellular organism development; proteasome-mediated ubiquitin-dependent protein catabolic process. Bases 125 to 1234 code for a protein of 369 amino acids. Gene Ontology annotation, cellular component: cytoplasm. The transcript has a single exon.